Messenger RNA from Scomber japonicus (chub mackerel), 1207 nucleotides. Its product is annotated as E3 ubiquitin-protein ligase TRIM21-like. Bases 1 to 1068 code for a protein of 355 amino acids. Gene Ontology annotation, molecular function: protein binding. The transcript has 5 exons. Lineage: Eukaryota; Metazoa; Chordata; Actinopteri; Scombriformes; Scombridae. The record is from RefSeq and is a predicted model, not a curated record.
AUGCAAACCUCCUCAACCAAUCCCCGCAUCGAGACGGCGCACAGCUAUUUGCCUGUUAAGAAAACCAAAGAAACACAGAGCACACAACAAGACCAAAACAAAAAUAUGACCAGUCAUAACAUAGGCAAUGUGGAGAUGCUGCCCUACAUGUCCACCGGCCUACUGACAGAGUCUGGCAUUCUUAGACUAAGUUUAGGGAAGCAAUUCUGCAACAGGAAGCAUCAUCUGCGGUGUGAUGCUUUCAGCAAGCCUCUAACCACAGGAAGCGCUGUUCAUACACAUCCUCACACAGACCCCACGUACAGCAUGCAUGGGGUCGGUGCCGAUACCUGCGAGAGACAAAAAGUGUUGAAUCACACCUUAGAUAUGUCUGCUGCCACCAAACGGAAGGUCUGGCUGGUGUCUCUGGUGUCUCUGGUGAUUCUGGUGAUUCUGGUGGUUCUGAUGUAUCUGGCCUUCACUCACUUGUUGGCAUCCAAAGACGGGACUGUGGCUCCUCUGGAACUGAAGAGGGUCCAGCAGUAUGCAGUGGAUGUGACUCUUGAUCCUGAUACAGCACAUCCUAAUCUCAUCCUGUCUGCUGAUGGGAAACAAGUAUAUGAUGGUGAUGUGGAGAAGAAUCUCCCAGACAACCCAGAGAGAUUUUCCACAAAUCCCUGUGUUUUAGGAAAGCAGAGUUUGUCUUCAGGCAGAUUUUACUUUGAGGUUGAGGUUAAAGAGAAGACUGACUGGGAUUUAGGAGUGGCCAGAGAGUCGAUCAACAGGAAGGGAGACAUCCCACUGAGCCCUGAGGAUGGUUACUGGACUAUAUGGUUGAGAAAUGGAAAUGAGUACAAAGCUCUUGAUGAUACUUCAGUCGAUCUCUCUCUGAAGUCUCGUCCUCAGAAGGUGGGGGUGUUUGUGGAUUAUAAGGAGGGUCUGGUCUCCUUUUAUGACGUAGAUGCUGCAGUUCUUAUCUACUCCUUUACUGACUGCGCAUUCACUGAGAAACUCUACCCAUUCUUCAGUCCCUGUGUUAAUGAUGGUGGUAGAAACUCCGCUCCUCUGAUCAUCCGUCCUGUAUAUUAAACUGCCUGAUCUAGUUUCUAUGAUCGGCAACUUAAUGAGCAGCACCAACAAUUAUUGUGUUAAUGAUUAUGUUUUAAAUACACUGUAAAUACAGCCACAGGAGUCUAUACUAGCAGUCAGUGGAUUAGAGACCUUACAA